UGGACAUUGGACAUUGAUUCUCUCCAUCUUGGACCUUCCUGACCAUAGCUCUGAGUUAAAUAAGGGGGGCGACGGCGCAUAAAGCGGAUAGGGGACCUGUGCUCAAAGCCUACAAAGCAGUCUUUUAUCGUCUCUGUCUUCCCACAAUGCGCUUCAACGUCGGCGCAAGCAACAAUGAAACUCCCCUCGUCACCUCUCCCAACUUGCCCUCUGAUCACCCUCCAAUCGGAUCAAGCUCAGCCGAUGCCUGCCCAGUAGAUGACAAAACAAGGUCUCGCUGGCUUAGCUUAGCGAAUUUGACCUCCUCCUCCUCAUCCUCAUCCUCACCCUCGUCCUCCUCCCCGCCUCCCAAUUCACCUUCUGGCUCUGGCUCGGCUUCCUUUCAGUCAGGAGCCGCAGGAUCCCGUCAGGCCAACUUGUCGCGAGACCGCGAAAUAUCUUCCAUCCCUCGAGCGCCUAUCGGUACUACUCCUGUACAUGUUGGGUCUUCAGAAGGUGCAGGAUCAGAUGAUGAUAAGCAUUGGGUUUAUCCCUCAGAAUUACAAUUCUUCCAAGCGAUGGCUCGUAAAAACCAUUCACCAAAAGAAGGCGAUAUGAGGAGCGUGGUGGGGAUCCACAAUGCAGUGAAUGAAAAGGCUUGGGAAAUGGUUCUGUUAUGGGAACAAGGGAUGGGAUCUGAACCGUGUGGUGGACCUCGAUUGAUAAGUUUCGCCGGUAUCCCAACGAAGAGGAGUCCAAAGUCUUAUCUCUACAUGGCUUUAGGCUAUUCUGCGCCAUUUGACAGACACGAUUGGAUCAUUGAUCGAUGCGGGACAAACGUCCGGUAUGUCAUUGAUUUUUACUCUGGAAAGCAAGAUCCGAACGACCCAGCCAAAUCUUCAUUCUUCAUCGAUGUGAGGCCUGCGAUCGACACAAAGGUAGGGAUCCAGACGAGACUCAUAGGGAUAUGGAAGUAUUACGUCGCCGGGUAUGGCGCAUGAUGCUGUGGAUAAGGAGCCGAGACUGGAUGAUGUAGCAGUAAAUGCAACGCCUCUCAUAUCAUCCGUUGGGGUGAGGUUCCUGAGC
This is a messenger RNA of Kockovaella imperatae, 1065 nucleotides long. Its product is annotated as cytochrome c/c1 heme-lyase. NCBI's taxonomy places the organism in Eukaryota, Fungi, Basidiomycota, Tremellomycetes, Tremellales, Cuniculitremaceae. The coding region runs from base 147 to 980 and encodes 277 amino acids. The record is from RefSeq and is a predicted model, not a curated record. Gene Ontology annotation, cellular component: mitochondrion. Gene Ontology annotation, biological process: cytochrome c-heme linkage. Gene Ontology annotation, molecular function: holocytochrome-c synthase activity. The transcript has 2 exons.